UGACGGAGUAUACGCGUUGUAGAGCAUGGGCUUGCACACACUGUUUGCAUGAGCUUUAUGGAAACUAAGUAGGUUUGAGUUCAGCGAUUAUUUGACAUGUUGCUUGGAAACACUUUCUUUUUGUUUGUCCUCCCUCUGUACUAAUCGCCACUGAAUUUAGGGUCCCUGAGGGCUCCUUAAUGAUGUAAUUGUGGAAAGUGAGCAGGAAGGGGUGGGUACAGCAUUCUUUUGCAGCAGGGCAAAGCUCCUCUCUUCUCCUCUCUGCUUCUUCUUUACAUGUAUCUUGUAUUUAUACGCCAGUUGUUGAUGUCCUGAGACAGCCAGCUUACAUAUCUUUUGAGUCCUACCUUUUGAACUUUGAGUCCAAUUUGCUUGGCUUACUUAUUACCAGGGGGGAGGAUACGCAGACAUACUUUUGUCACAUUCUUGCACCUCUUUGAUUUAUUUGGGGAAAUGUAACGCCACAAGUUGUUGCAGUGAUCUCAUCAUUUCCUGAUGAAGCAGCAGGGAGGACAGCAGACCAGGAGAAACACCAGAGGCAGAGAGACAGAGAAGAGGAGGAGCGUUUACACUCAUUGCGUCAUGUUUUAGUCUCGAGAACAGAUGUGUUGUCCACUGGAGAAUCACUGCUAGGUUGUGUUUCUAUGAGAGUGCAUGUUGGGCUGAUCUCACAAGAGAAAAAGAGAAAGAUCGAGAGAUUUUCUUCCAGCACAUCUUCAACUGCUCAAACGACAUGUCUCAACCAGGUCAGGAAGAAGGUGAACAGAUGGAGCGUCCUGAGGUGAGCGAUGAGGACCUAACCGAAGCAAAGGGCAAACUGGGUACAGGUGGGCCAGCGAAGAGCAAGACACUUGAAGUGAUGGAGGAGUGCGAGAAAGUUGGCAAAACUGCCCCCUCUGUGUUCAGUGGAGUGAGGUCAGGAGCGGAGACUGUUUUGAACACACGCGCAGCUCGACCAGUCAGGAAGUAGCAGUGGACUUCCUGACCAUGAUUGGACAACACUUGUUCCAUCUUAUGGGUUUGGGAUGAGUUGUUUAAAGCCUCUUUUUUGGGUGUUCUCCAAUGGUCUGAAUCUUUUGUUUUUGCACUCUGUUCUGUUUGGUUAUGGAAUGUUUUUGCACUUUUAUUAUGGUGAUAAUUAACUUCCUUAAGGGAAAACACUACAGGUGAAUAGGGUAAAAAAUGCAACUAAUAGAUAUCACCAUGAAACGUCCCCAGUUGAUGACUUACAUUAAGAUAAUUAUUUUUUGUAUUACAAGUUUCCCGAAAUUGUAUGAUUCAAUAUGCAAAUUAGGCAUUAUCUUAUCAAAGUUGUGCUAAUUUGCAUACAUCUCCAGAACAGAAAUGUGAACAUUGGAUAAAGCCAGGUUAAAAGUUCUUGUUUCACUUUGUUGAGUCAAAGGUUUACAAAGAAAAUUGUUGAUACCUCUUUUUAUCACUCCAUAAAUCAGAAAAUACUGUCAACAGUGAUAAAAUAAAUCCAUUUUCGCCAUGUUUUUAGGAAUAAAAUGUUCUAUAAAUCAGGCUAUGAAUGAUAUAUUAACAAACCCCUCUGUAAAAACCUGCAGAAUAAGAAGUUUGGUGCUACGGAAGUGGAGAUUUUUAGAAAAAGAUUUAAAACUGUAAAAUUCCAUACAUUUUGAAGACACUUCAGGUGAAUAGGGUAAAACAUGUGAACUAAUAGAUGUCACCAUGAAACGUCCCCAGUUGAUUACUUAUAUUAAGAUGAUUUUUUUGUAUUACAAGUUUCCUGAAAUGUUAUGUUUAAAUAUGAAAAUGAGGCAUUAUCUAAUGGUAACUUUUGGUGAAUUUAGGAGAAAUCUAACGUCACACAUACAUGUAGACAAAGUGUAUUAAAAUAAACACCUAAAUAUGUAUUCUGGGUUAUUUCUUUCCACUAGUCUGAAAGAAGACAUGUUAUGGAAGCAAAACUAACCCAAAAUCUCAAAAUUGACCAGUGAAUGAAAAACUAUGCUUUUGUCUGCAGUGUUUCCCAUUAAACAAAAUAAAUUCUUGGUAA
Molecule: messenger RNA, 2020 nt
Organism: Sebastes umbrosus (honeycomb rockfish)
Lineage: Eukaryota; Metazoa; Chordata; Actinopteri; Perciformes; Sebastidae
Gene: mustn1a
Product: musculoskeletal, embryonic nuclear protein 1a
Exons: 3
Coding region: 734-970 (78 amino acids)
Biological process (GO): chondrocyte differentiation; chondrocyte proliferation; tissue regeneration
Cellular component (GO): nucleus
Source: RefSeq, a predicted model, not a curated record